AAGGAAUGGACGACAAUGUCACGAACAACAAGCACUCGCCGUUCCCCAACGAUGCCUAUCAAGUUGGUUGGAUUUCGGCACUGCCCAUCGAGCUGGCGGCAGCUCGCGGGAUGCUCGAUGAAGAGCACGGAAACCCACAAACCUUGCCGCAGAAGACGGACAACAAUAGCUAUGUUCUUGGGCAAAUUCACAACCACAAGGUAGUCAUCGCGUGCCUUCCUAGAGCUGAAGUAGGCGCUAGUUCUGCCGCUCUUGUAGCCCAAAACAUGAUGUGGAGUUUCCCUAACAUACGCAUCGGCCUGAUGGUUGGCAUUGGGGCAGGUAUACCGAGAUGUUCCAGCAAUGACGACGAUGAUUCCGACGAUGACGACGAGGAAGAUGUCCACCUUGGUGACGUUGUCAUCAGCAGCGACAAGAAGACCGGCGGUGUGGUUGCUUACAACUUUGGGAAGAAGCUAGCAGAUGGGUCCUUCGAGGUCGCAUACCAUCUUGACCAACCACCCAGAGUUCUGCGUACCACCUUGGCGAACCUUGAGGCUACCCACGAAGUUCGAGACAAUCUGAUACCCAAGUACAUUGGCCAAAUGCUUGUGAAGCUACCAGGAAAAAUGCGUUCCAAGUGGAUUCAUCCUGGGUUAGAGAAGGAUAUACUGUUUCCACCCGACUACAUGCAUUCGAGCGGCAAGACCUGCAAGAACUGCGACCAGGAGAGAGCCCUUAGAAAGGGACUCGACAGGCGAGAAGAUGAUACCCCAGUAAUACACUAUGGAGUAAUCGCGACAGGCUCGGAGGUUGUUCGGCAUGCGCCUACCAGGGACCAAAUCAGAAGCGACCACAAUGCCAUCUGCCUAGAGAUGGAAGCGGCGGGCUUGAUGAACAACUUCCCCUGCCUUGUCAUUCGAGGCAUAUCAGAUUAUGCAGAUUCGCACAAGAAUGACCGAUGGCAUCGGUAUGCUGCAGCGGCCGCCGCAGCUUGCGCCAAAGAAUUAUUAAUCGACAGCAAAUUGGACAAUGUAGAUGCCAAAAUUAGUACAUUUAUGACAGCAUCGCAAGAAGAGAAACUCAGGAAAUGGCUCUCGGCCUCCAACCCUGAGACAAACUUCAAGGCAGCCUUGGGCACCUACCAUCCUGGCACAUGUUUGUGGUUCCUUGAGGGCGAUCGAUUCAAGGACUGGAAGCUCGCAAGUCGCCAGAGCUUGUGGAUGCACGGAAUUCCUGGGUCUGGAAAGACAGUGAUGAGUUCGAAAAUUAUCCACAGCCUUCUCUCAGACGAGACGAACGUUCUUUACUUCUUUUUCGAUACGCGAGACUCUGAAAAGCAGAGUCUAGAUGACUUAUUGCGAUCCCUCAUCUUGCAACUAUACACCGAAGGGCAAGCAAGGAACAUCCUCGAGAGCCUGUUUGUGGAUAAAUUUGGGGAGGGAAACAAGCGUCUCUUCUCCAAAGACCUUGAGACCACUUUUCUGUCCAUGGUCAAUUCUUCAGGACGAAAAUUCAAAAUCGUUCUUGACGCACUGGAUGAAUGUUCUACCAAAGAGGAUGUGCUUGAUUGGGUUCAAUCAUCCAAUUCCAAAUCCGAGCUUGCAGAGGUCGGCUUCCUCAUGACAAGUCGCAACGAUAAAGUAAUAGAGUCUGGCUUCAAGAAGUGGCUCAACCAGGAUUGUUUCGUACCUCUUGAGACAGAGACAAUCAACAAGGACCUUACUGGGUAUAUUGAAUUCUGCCUGCAGUCAGGAAGAUAUUUCGAACGAUGGAGCAAUCAUCCUGGAGUCCUACUAAAAAUGAAACAAGGGCUUGUCCAUAGAGCUGAUGGGAUGUUUAGGUUGGCUGUUUGCCAGUUGGAAAUUCUUAAAUCAUGUAUCGAUAUCGGUCAAGUGGAAGACGAAAUCAAGCGACUGCCAAGAACCCUAGAAGGAGUCUAUGAGCGAAUUCUUCGCGACAUCAGAGAACACCAUCACACUAGGGUUGUCCGCAUCCUCCAAUUUCUGGUUUACAGCCAGCGGCCCUUGAGAAUAGACGAGUUGGUAGACGCGAUCGCUGUCGACCUUUCGAGAGAACCAGAAUUUGAACCCGAAAGAAGGAUGCCGGACCCACAAGGCAUCCUGGAGAUGUGUCCAAGUCUUCUUGCAAGUCGAGAGCUGAAUGCGGAAGACAACAGCCAAGGCAACAAGACGGGGAUUGUUAUUGAAAUUGUCGAACUAGCACACGCAACCGUCAAAGAGUAUCUCGUAUCCCUUGGUAGCGGCAGCAAGUUUUAUUCUAUCGCGGAUCCGGUGACGGCUCAAGCUAUCAUAACCACGGUAUGCCUCGCCUACCUAUCUCAUAUCGAUGAAAAAGAGGCACAGGAGAAGACCAGGGCUCAGUUUCCUCUUGCCCAGUUCUCGUCGAGGUACUGGCUACAAUAUGCGAAAGGUUCCGAUGAAGUUCUCGAGGUUCGGGAGGCUACCAUUCGGUUUCUGUCUGACGAACGAACAAGGCAUAUAUGGGGCUCUUUGUAUAAUCCCGAUUUUCCUACGACUGACAUCGCAGGACCAUAUACAAUGGCCACACCCUUGUACUACGCUUCGCUAGCUGGACUCGCGCACACGGUCACCAAAUUGCUUCAGAUGGGCGCCGACCCGAUGAACUCUGAUGGGGGAGAGUACGGAAACUCACUUCAAGCUGCCUGUGCGGCUGGCCAGGAAGAGGUUGUCAAAGUCCUACUUCUUGAGCGGGGCGUAGACGUAAACAGAACGGCAGGUUCACUUGGAAACGCGCUACAGGCGGCUUCGACACAGAAAAAUGAGCACGUCGUCAAUAUGCUGCUUGAAAAGGGCGCCAAGUUACAAGCCAACGGUGGGAAAUACGGCACGGCUUUGCAGGCUGCCUCCGCUCGAGGCAAUCAAGGUGUGGUGAAGUUGCUUCUAGACAAGGGUGCGGAUCCAAACUCGCUCGGCGGAAAAUACAACAACGCACUCUAUAUUGCUUGCCUAAGAGGCCACGAACAAAUUGUCAGAUUCCUCCUUGACCGCGGAGCCGACAGCAAUGCUGAGAGUCCGGAGCGUGGAAUCCCGCUUCAAGCUGCGGCCGAGGGGAACCACACAUCUAUCAUCCACAUGCUCCUCGAUAACGGGGCGCAUAUUGAUAAACAAAGUGGUCUCUAUGGCUGUACGCUUCAGCUAGCAUGCGUGCGCGGGAGUGAACAAGUAGCAAGGGUGCUCCUCGACAAAGGAGCCGACCCCAACCAGGCGGGUGGCCUAUUUGGCAGUGCACUUCAAGCAGCCUCGGCUCGUGGCGAUGCCUCAUUGGUGCGACUAUUGCUUGAGAAAGGGGCCGAUCCAAACGCAUGGGGAGGCUACUACAAGACAUCGAUACAGGCAGCCUCAGCCAACGGUUUUGUGAAGGUCAUGAAACUUUUAAUAGACAGGGGAGUUGACGUGAAUGCUCAUGAUAGAGCCGACGAAUAUGCGUAUGGACCAAAUCGAGAUCUGGACGACGACGUACGCCGCGAGCCAGCAAAUGCCCCGGUGGCUAAGGAGGAUGCACAUCAAGAAGAGCGCCUCUGGGUUGAGAAACUCGCUACCAUGGAGACGAACGAGCUUCAAGAGGAAAGCUUGCUGGUCAAACAACUUUUGGUCGACGAAUCCAAGCCGAGGCAGAAACAAAAUGAAGAUCCGAAUCAAGGGUUACGAUACGAGAGUCGAGAAACCCCCUGGGAGAGAUUCGAACAGAUCCUGCUCAGGAGAUUGAAGAAAAAUCGCCUACGCGAUGGUAUUCACAGCAAUGCCCUACAAGCAGCAUCGGCGCAAGGAUGGACGGAUGCAGUUGCUCUCCUACUCGAAGCUGGGGCGGACACAAAUACUUGUGAGGGUAUUUAUGGAAACCCGUUGCAAGCUUCGUCAGCGCAAGGCCAUGCACAAAUCGUGAAGCUUCUCAUUGACAAUGGAGCCAACCCCAACAAGCUCGGAGGAUUUUACGGUACCGCUCUGCAGGCGGCUUCGGCACGAGGCCAUGACCAAGUAGUAGCCGUCUUGCUAGAUAAUUGGGCUGACCCCCGGCGAGAGGGAGGAGCAUUCGAUGCCUCUCUUCCAGCUGCUGCGGCGAGGGGACACACCCGAAUUGUCGAACUCCUUCUCCAACACCCCGGCUACUUGAAUCCAGAAGAGACCAUGUUUCAGAGAGCUCUUUACUCUGCUACGGCUGGCGCGUAUAUCGAUAUUGUCAAACUGUUAUUAGAAAGAGGCGCUGAUAUGGACGUCGAAGAACAGUGGUACAUUGGCGCACUACAAAUAGCCACAAAGCUCGGGCUUUUUGAAAUUGUGAAAAUGCUUCUAGAGAACGGGGCCGGCAUCAACGUACCAAUAAUUGGAGACCGAGACGAACACCCCCUCUUCGUGGCCUUGAUACAAGGGAAUGCCGAUAUUGUCAGGCUGUUUAUCGAGGCUGGUGCAAACUUGAACACGGGUAAAGAGACGAGCAACACCCCUCUUUGCGCUGCAGCAAAAGGUGGCCAUGCAGAAAUGAUCCGGCUUCUGAUCAAUCACGGUGUUGAACUGAUUUCGGACGACGAUUUUUCGAGCCUUGAACUCUCGGCGGCGGUCAAGAAUGGUCAUGAAGAAGCUGUAGCUCUCCUGCUCGAGCUUGGUGCCACAUAUAAUGGUUUCACACUUGAAGCUGCCUGCUACGGCAAGCACGAAACGAUUUUGCGAAUGCUGGUUCGCUCGCCAGCAAUGCUGACUGCGAUAGGUGAUGGAAAGGUUGACUGGAUGUCGUCCAACCCCUUGCAGAUAGCCGCACGGGGUGGCGAUGAGAAUUUACUACGCAUUCUGCUUGAGGCUGGUAUCUUUCCUGGACCCGGCGCUCUCCAGGAAGCGUCCGCUAGGGGAGAUAUAGAGAUUGUCAAAUUACUCCUGCGAGCCGGAAGCGGCAUCGACGAGCAGUACGGAGAGCAUGGGACUGCCUUGCAGGCGGCGUCCAGGCUAGGGAAUAUGGACUUGUUGCACCUUUUGAUUGAGGAAAAUGCAGAUCUGAAUGCUUCUGGGGGGCAAUUUGGAACUGCACUCCAGGCCGCUGUGACCAGUGGCCACGACCACAUCGUUGACGCCCUGCUAAAGGUUGGUGCUGACAUCAAUGUGGAAGGUGGCUGUCGUGGCAGCGCGCUUCAGGCUGCCGCAGACAGUGGCAAUGAGAAGUUUGUCGAGACCUUGCUUGGACUAGGAUGCCAAACGAUCAACACAAACCGAGGAAAGUACGGCAAUGCGUUGCAGGCAGCCUCCAGACAGGGCCAUUUAGGAAUAGUCCGCCUACUUCUCGAUCAUGGAGCGGCUGUAAACACGAGGGGCGGAAAGUAUGGGAGUGCUUUGCGAGCUGCCGUCAGUAAGGGCCAUCUCCAAGUCACGGAAUUACUAUUGGACUCGGGCGCCGUCGUGGAUAUUGAAGCAAGAGGGGAAAGACACUCAGCACGAUACUCAUUUUCUUGGGGUGAAAGCGCCGGUGCCAAUACUCUCGACUCUUCAGAAGACGAUGCAGCUGAUGAACGAAUUUAUGGGCUUUUUCCAACUAACCCUGCGGACAGGGACGGUGACGUUCGCGAAACCCACAUUCCCGUUCAAAGCAAUGAGAUGGGAGGAGAAGGUUCACAGGACAUGUUUCUAUCCACUCCCCAUUCAAUUCCAAUAGAGGAGCCCCUUAGGCCCGAUCCGAGUCCAGAUGAUCAAAGAGGUGAUGACCCAGGGGAUGGAAGCGAAGAAGCCGAUGAUUUGGAAUUCGAGCUCGAGCUGUCUUAUAGUGAGUUACUCGACGAAGAUUGCAAGUGGGAAAGACGUGGACUGGGCCAAAGAGAAUGGAGACAAUACGACGAAAUAAGCUGGACGAAUCAAGUAACGCACAGCACCCUAAAGUUGGCCGCGCUGUCCGGGAAUGAGCUUCUCAUUCAAGCUCUCCUAGAUGCCGGCGCCAGCCUCGUGGAAAUAGAUAUCUACGAAAAGUUCUCAACCGCUCUUGAUCCCACGAUCAAAGACGGCAUCAUUGAGCGCCUGGUUAACGCCGGCGCAGACCACACAAUACUGGGCCAAGCAGUCAGAGUAGCAGCCCGGAACGGCGACGAAACAAGUCUGAACAGGUUGGUCCAGUGGGCCACAGCUCAUGGGGUCAAAACCUCAUACAGCGAAGCACUUUGUGAGGCUGCAAGACAAGGCAAUGAAAAGCUUGUAAAAAUUCUCUUGGAGAACGGGGCAGAUCCGAGUGCAGAAACAGACUCCGUGGACAACCCCUUCUUUGUCGCUUUGGAUAGUGGCGAUGAGUCGCUGUGCCUGCUCCUCCUAGAUGCGCGGGCCAACGUUUUUUCAUCUUAUCGGGACGCGUUCGAGAAAGUGGCAAGAGUGGUUAGGAGGGACUUCCGCCAACUUAUGCCUGCUCUCCUGAAUGUUGAUAUGGACCCUGAUAAAAGAAAAGGGAGCUAUAACUGGGCGCUCCGGACCGCGGCUCGCUGCGGCAAGGGGUGCAUCGUGGAUAUCGUUAUCGAGAUGGCCGAGAGACAUUCUGUCCCGUUGGAUUAUUCCGCUGCGUUGACCUCUGCUGCAAGGGGGGGGAAUGAAAACGCUGCGAUCCUUUUAAUAAAGAAAGGCGCUCAGCUUAACUUGGAUGACUGGAUGGACAAAGCUGAAAUGAUACGGAUCAUCAACACUGGGGACGAGUAUCUCGCGAAGCUGCUUCUUGGAUCAUGCCCUCAAUUCAAACACCAAGAAGAGACCAACGUACAGAUUCUGCACCUUGCGGCGAGGAAGGGUUUCACGCGCAUCGUCAGCAUGCUAUUAGAGCAUGGACUCGAUCCGGCGAGUUCGUCCUCGAAAUAUCAAAAUGUCUUCGAGGCUGCCGCCGCAGGAGGUCACAGUGACAUGCUUGACCUCCUCUGGAGCACUUCUGGGCUCAAGGACGAGCAUAGGGGGAUAGCGCUUCGGUCCGCGUGUCGAUACGGCAGUCCUCAGAUGGUAGAGGGAAUCCUGAAGACUGGUGUCGACGUCAACUCACAGGAUGGAAAGUACGGAAGUGCGCUAUAUGCGGCUUCAAAACGAGGUCACAGACGAAUUGCGGAGAUACUGAUCAAUGCUGGAGCUGAUGUCAACGGCCAGAACGCUACCUUUGGGAGCGCCCUUCAAGGCUCUGCAGCUCGUGGUCGUGCACGAGUAGCGGAGUAUCUGCUCGAAAAUGGUGCACGCAUCACGAGAGAGGAUGAAAAUGGGCAAAACACGCUUCAGGUAGCUGCCAAAGGCGACCACAUUCAUGUGAUAGGUCUGCUUCUGCGUCAUGGUGCAGACCUAGACCCCAAGGCCGGCCGGUGGGGAGGCGCCAUCCAAGCUGCUGCCAGCGCUGGCAGUCUUACGACAAUCAAUUUUCUGCUUACCCGUGGUGCCGAUGUGAAUGCCAUGGGCGGCAAAUAUGGCUCGGCUCUCCACGUAGCUGCCUACCACGAUAAGUAUCGGACGGUAAAUCUGCUCUUGGAAAAAGGCGCCUCCCCUGAUGCAACGUGGCGCCAGGAUGGCACCCCACUCCAAGCAGCUAUAACAAAGAAGCAUUUCGUAAUUGCCCGGGUGUUGGUCGAUAGAGGUGCGAAUGUCAAUGUACAGGGCGGCUUGUACGGAAACGCUCUACAAGCUUUAGCAGUCGUUGGGUCAAACUAUUCACUUGCAGAGAACUUAAUCAAACAUGGCGCCGAUAUCAAUAGUGUUGGUGGGAAGUUUGGGUGUGCUUUGCAAGCGGCAGCGAAGUUUUCUGCGGACGUUUUCAAACUUCUCCUCAAACGAGGAGCUGAUCCUAAUAUCCAAGGCGGAGAGUACGGAAACCCACUUCAGGCUGCCUGUUGUUCUCGCAGGAAGAAAGCAAUUCAGAUGUUGAUUAAGGCUGGAGCUGAGGUAGAUUCCCAAGGCGGGAUAUUUGAAACUCCUCUCAUAGCAGCAUGCAUGUUAGGGAGCAGGGAAAACGUCGAAGUGCUGCUAGACCACGGAGCAGAUGUGGACUUGUACUUGCAAGAUGGGCACCUAGGAAGCCCACUCCAUGCGGCUUGCUUUGCCCAAGACAAAGAGCUCGUUGAACUUCUAUUGUCUCGUGGCGCCGAUGUUAAUUUCCAAUUCGGUGAGCACGGCAAUGCACUGCAGGUCUCCUGUAUGAUGGGCAGGCAGGAUGUUGUUGAAGUUUUGCUAGCGAAGGGAGCCAGCACGAACGCAAAGGGGGGGCAGCUCGGAGGCGCGCUCCAAGCCGCAUCUUGGUCCGGCGAUGUGGAAAUUGUCAAAAUGUUACUCGGUCACGGACCUGAGGUAAAUAUGGGGGGUGGCUUCUUUGGAGACGCGCUCCAAGCAGCUUCGAGCGGAUCCGUGUUUCCUGUUGGACAGGCCUACCCUCUUGCAUAUUUUGAAGCCAUCAGAGAGGCCGAAGGCCUGCAGCGACGGCCAGAGAGUGAAGGCAGCGUUUCCUCCAGCUCGUCUUCGGCCACGGCCGAAAGUCCUAUCUACCCUCACCCCGCGUUGGCGACGCGUCGUGGAUCUAAGGGCAUUGAAUAUGAGUAUCGUCCAGGGGAUCAUGCGGAAGUUAUUCAGCUGCUGUUGGAUAAUGGCGCUCGUGUCCAGUCCGAGGGUGGCCACUUCGGCAACGCCUUACAAGCAGCAGUAGUUUCAGGAAGCGAGUCGCUGGUGGAAAAGCUGAUGGAUGCUGGUGCUCAUGUCAACGCCAAGGGCGGAGAAUUUGGCGCGUCUUUGGUCGCGGCUGCUACUUGUGGUCUCAUGCCUAUUGUCCGACGACUGUUGAACGCUGGAGCGGAUAUCAACUCGCAAAGCAAAUCGUACGGAACCGCUUUGAUAUCAGCUUCUUCCAAAGGCUACAAUGACGUUGUCGGGCUUUUGCUUGAGCGAGGUGCUGAUGUGCACGCGAAAAAGCAAGAAACCAAUGAAUCAGCACUUGCGGUUGCAACUAAGCAAGGCCACGACGAGAUUAUUAAAAUGCUAGUGGACGCAGGGGCUGAUGUCAACAGACCAGUUGAAGCCAGUGCGGCUGCUCAU
Molecule: messenger RNA, 9029 nt
Organism: Clonostachys solani
Lineage: Eukaryota; Fungi; Ascomycota; Sordariomycetes; Hypocreales; Bionectriaceae
Source: the annotation of a GenBank genome assembly